AAUAAACAAGAAUUGCGAAAUAUUGCGAAUCGCGAUAUUGCGGACGCUCCUUAAGAAGAACCCAUAAUUCUUCAUCGCUUGUACGCGUUCGUAUAUAGUACAUGACGAAAGUGUAUGUAUGCUCGGUUGGGAUCAUCUCCGAGUCCUAAGUUUGACAGAUGACCGAUUGUCACUGUUUGAUAAAGUGAGGAUCGAGAAAAGCAAGCCGACAUGGAGGCAGUGCCCAGAUUGCCGAUGAUAUGGUUCCAAGUAAAAGUCAGUCCGGAACCAACCACUUUCGGACCGAAGCUCAAACAGUACAUAAGAGAUUUUUACAAUGAGGACCCUGAGUCAUACAACAAUGAAAUACAUCAGUUGGAAAGUUUACGCUCGAUGGCAGUUAGACCUCCUGUCGAUAUGGCUGGCUGUGUACUAUUAAAGAAAUAUUAUUGCCAGUUGCAUUUUCUUCAAAGCAGAUUUCCCAUGUACAAGGAUGGCCCUGCUGCAGUCACAUUUACAUGGAGAGACACCUAUGCAAACUUGGUGUGCUCAUUGGCUAGUAUCCGUUUUGAGAUAAUAUCAAUUUUAUACAAUAUUGGAGCAAUACACAGCCAAUUGGGCGCACGAACUGAAAGAAACAGUGCAGAUGGAAUGAAGAUGGCAUGUACUCAUUUCCAGUGUGCAGCAUGGGCUUUUGAACAUUUGCGGAGUAGUUUUCCUCAGCCAUCUGGUAUUGAUCUAUCACCGGAAUUAAUGACUUUUAUGCAUCAACUUUGCUUGGCUCAAGCUCAAGAAUGUAUAUUGGAAAAGAGCAUGUUGGAUAAUCGUAAGCCAACAAUUGUAGCAAAAGUUGCAAAGCAAAUAGUAGAUUACUUCACCAUGGCCCUAAUCACAUUGGAGCAAGGUGGAGCUGAAGAUGGCACUAUAUCUGACACUGUGGGUAACAAAAUUUAUAAGAGCUGGAAACGUUAUGUCAAGUUUAAAAAAGCGUAUCAUAUGGCUGUUACAUAUCUUUAUCAAGGUCUUGCUGCAGAAGAACAAAGAAAAAUGGGAGAACGAGUUGCUUUUUACAAUGCCGCAUUAGCAUCCCUUAAUGAGGCACAUACAAUCUAUGAUUUUGCAAACGUAAAAGAGGAAAAAGCUGCGGUAGAAGAAUCCCUCACCUUUACAAAUGAUGUAAUCGAAGGCAAGAGAAAAGCCGCUAAAAAUGAAAACGAAUUUAUCUAUCAUGAAGAAGUGCCCGAAAAAGAAAGCCUUCCUACUGUGAAAGGCGCGUCUUUGGUUAAAGGAAUAUCAUUUAAUAUAAACGAUCCGGAGGUAUCAGGACAAGAUAUAUUUGCAAGACUAGUUCCUAUGAAAGUACAUGAAGCGAGUUCCCUUUAUUCAGAGGAAAAAGCCAAAAUAUUGCGUUCAAUUGGAGUCAAAAUUGAGGAAAAAGAUCAAUAUCUCAAUACUUAUCUUACUUCUUUGAAACUGGAACAUAUGAAUUUAUGGGAUCCUGAUUCACAAUCUUCAGAAUGGGAAUGCUUACCUCUUCCAGAAGAAUUAAUCGAACGAUGCGCUGCGCUUAAUGCAAAACAACAUAUUAUUCAAGAUUUGGUAGAUAUUAUGGGAAAAUUAUCUGAAACAAGUCAAGAUGUUGAAAGAAUUCUAAAAGAAAUAUCGAAAUUUCUUUUGGAUGAGGAACAGAAGGAAAAACAAUACCAAGAUGCAGUAGGCAAAAGACCGCCAUCCAUAGUAGCAACAGAUUUAACUAGAGAAGCUAAAAAAUAUGAAGAAGCACAUAACAAGGCUUCCGAGAGCAAUCAAGCUCUUCAUAAAGCAAUAACCAUGCAUGUAAAGAAUUUAAAAAUUCUUGCACAGCCACUCGCUGAUUUAAUGGCUCAUAUUCCUUCACCAAACACACAACUUGCAGAUCAAAAUUCUGAUCAAAAAUCACAAAAUGCGAAGGAAAUAGAGAAAAUGCAUACUAAAGAGCUGAAACGUGUAUUAAAUAAAGUAGAUGAAAUGCGAAUGCAGAGACUUGAUCUUCAUACCAAAUUACGAGACCAAAUUGCGCAGGAUGAUUUAACGCGAUUACUAGUCACGGCUACAUCCGAAUCUGCCUCUUUGGAUCGUCUAUUUGCAGAUCAGCUUAGCAAGCAUCAAAGUUUGGUAAACUUGAUAGAACAAAAUCUUGCUGCUCAAGAUAAUAUUUUAGCAGCUUUAACGGAUGUCUAUGCACAGACUGCCAAUGUACGAAAAAAUGUAGAAGAAGUACUGAAACGUAGAGAAAUGACUAUAUCUUCUUUGAUCAAUUCUUAUGACACGUAUGAGGAUUUGCUAGCGAAAUCGAGCAAAGGUUUAGAAUUUUAUAGAAAAUUAGAAAUAAAUGUUUCCAAGCUAUUACAACGAGUUAAAAGUACAUGUAAAGUUCAAGAAGAAGAGCGAGAACAGAUACUUGCGCAGGAUAGUAAGAAUACAUACGACAAAACAGAUGCAACAAUAUCGACGACUUACGAUCAAGGGCGUCCUCGAUCUAGUAAUGGCUUGAAAUUGAAAGAUUAUUUGAACAGCAGAGUGGAAGGUGGUACUGGGUAUCAAAAUCCAUAUUACAAUUUGUACAAAGGACAUGCCACGUCGAUGCAAAUGGAUUCGAAAUCAUUGGCAACUGAUAUGGAAAAUAAGCAUGCAAUUCAAUCUUCAAGUACAAUACCCGUAUCAGAAAUUCCGUCCUCAUCUGUGAAAUCAUCACAUUAUUAUCCUACAACAUAUGCUGAUUAUAGAACAAAUUCUCCAUAUUUGUAUGGAGCGACUUAUUAUGAAAAUCCAGUUGCUAAUAGCAUCUUAAGUCAGAACUACUUGCCAACUACUACGAGUACUGCGAGCAUAUAUCAACAACCAACUCUAUCCACGCCAACUGCGGGCGUAUCAAGUGCACAAUAUCCUGCUAGUUCCUAUCUACCCAAUGGGCAAACUCUGUCCACAUCUGCUAUCGGUCAAGACAAAUUCCGCGACGUCUCGCAUUCUAACUACAAUGUUUCUAAUAUUGCUUUACAAUACACUUAUCAGUCGCCGACGGGUUAUAAUAGCUAUAACAUCACAACACCAUAUAUUGUUAAUCAAGAGAAAGUUGCAAUUAAAAGCGGAACAGCGGAGACGACGCCACAGGUUCAGCAAGUAUCGCAAAUGCCGCCUGUUUCUACGAUCAGCGCGACGAACAGCUCCGUAUCGGCAGAUGUCGGGCAAACGUCUUACGGCAUUGUGCAACAAGCUCAGCAAUACGAUAAUCAACAGAAGACGACUCUAAGCCAAGAGAUGUAUCACGGCGGUCAGAAUGCUGCAAGACUUCAAACAACGAUGCCAGCAAAAGAUAAUACAUUGACGCAAAACUAUCCACUCCCUCAAACUGGCCAUUCUGAAAUUACGUAUCCACAAAAUUAUCAAAACACCGCGUAUUAUAAUCCGGCGGAAUUGCAAACCCAGCGAGUCCCGUAUACUCAGGGCACAUGUACUCCAGAUACGACUGUCGUUCCUCCGACGCAAUAUAUACAAUCACAGCAACCGAGUACGAGCGAUCAGUCUGCACAUUCCGUAGUAUCGACAAGCGAAGUCUCGGUAUCGUACCCUUCGAAUUUACAUGAUGUUAAUCCUGUCCAGUAUCCGCAGCAGACCGGUACAGAACCGGGUAAACAAAAUUACACAGACAAAACGUACGUCGCUUACGGCACGCAAGUGCAGAUGAACACUAUCACACCGAAUUAUCCUGGUACUUAUCAAAAUUAUCAGCAUGGAGUUACUGGUACGCCAUAUCAACAAGCUAGUAUGUUACCGGGAGACGCGUCCAACACAUACGCCUAUAUAAACAAUUCGAGUAGCUCGGAAAUGAUACAGAGCCACGCGAAACCAACGACGGUGCAGAGUUACUCACAAUCGUAUCAAUAUUCGCAGCAAAUUCCUUAUUCAGGAUAUGUGCAAUAUCCGAAUUAUUCACAGGAUCAAAAUUAUGCCUACAUGCAAAGCGCACAUGGAAUAAAUACGAUGGCGUACACGUAUAAUUCUGCUAGUCAGGGCUAUACUUAUGCGUCCAAUCCCCAAGAUACUCAGACUCCUCAGACGUUAGAAGCUACGGUUUCGGUAACAUCCUCCAACGUUACGGCUAGUGCCAUGUAUCAACAGCAGGAAACAAAUGCAAGAUACACAAACGCGGGCAAUAACGCCGUGGUCAGUCAAACGCCAUCCUCGCAAUACAGUCAAGUUUAUCAGCCGCAAACACAAGCCGAAAACGAUACGUAUUAUACUAUGCCUUACGGUCUUCAAAUGCAAGGUCAAGCUGGUUCGGUAAUGAGACCUGAAAAUUAUACCAAUUACAAUCAAACAUAUAUGCAGGCCGUGAAUAAUGGAACGAACACAACAACAAGUGCUAAUCCGAUGAAACUUACGACCAAAUUCGAAGAAUCAAAAUCGAAUGUUGAUCUUCUUUCCGAUCUCGAUAUUACUAUAAAUCAUGCUCCUCUCGUGCCAGAAGUACGACCUCUUUCUACAACACAGAAGAAAGAGGAGGCAGUGACGGACGAUACUACGGAAAAUGAUAGGGUAGAAAAAAACGAACAAGACGAAGCCUGUAAGACUGAACAGGAAGCAGCAGCUUCCAUCGAAGAUAAAAGUAAUCAUGAGAACUUGCAAAUUGUAUGGGAUACAUGGUACAAUGACGUUCAACCGAAGAAAGAUCCUCUAGGAGAACCAGCAGCAUUACAAAAAUUUAAUAAUGAUGUUGAGAAAUAUGAAAAAUUUGUAAAUAGUUUACUCGUAAAAACCUUAAGUGGUGCUACGAAUCUUGAUAUUAAAUGGAAAGAAGUUCAAGAUUUUGAAGAACGAGAAAAUGGGAAACAGUCAAGCACAGUAGCGUUAGCUCAUUCGUCCGAAAAUCGAACAGUUGAUUGUAUUCCAUAUGACACAACUCGGGUGCAAAUAUUAUCAUCAGAUGUUUCGUCAUACAUAAAUGCGUCUCACAUUAUGGAAAUUACACAGUGGAUACCUACAGCAUUUAUCAUAACUCAAACACCUUUAACAGAUAAAUUAGAUGUCUUUUGGACGAUGAUCUGGGAACAAGAGAGUGAAGUUAUUGCAUGUUUAGCAUCUGAUGCUCAGUUGAAUGGAGAAUUAUAUUGGCCCAUAAAUGAAGAAAAUAAUUUAGAUGUGGGAAAUUUUAUUAUUUCGCUAAAGAAAAUAAUUAAUCAUACAACUUACAUUCAAAGAACUCUUUCUAUACAACAUAACAAAAAGAAAUCUGAGAGAAUCGUUGUGCACAUGCAAUUUCUUGUGUGGCCUUCUAACGGUUUUCCGAGUAGUCCUGGUGCAAUACUUGCAUUUUCAAGCGAUGUGAUGACAGAGCAGGCAUUAAGACGUUGCUCUCCUAAGCCUGUAAUUGUACAUUGUUUAGACGGUGGUUCAUUAAGUAGUCUGUUUUUAUUAGCUGCUGCAACAGUAUGUCAUAUACGAGCGGGUUGUGGUAUCGUGGAUGUACCACUGGUUUUUAAAGGCCUUGCAAAAUGUCGCAAACAAGUUGUGAAUAAGGAAUCAUUAUUAUUUGCAUAUAGACUAGUAUUGUAUCACGCUCAGGAUAUUUUAAUGAAACGCGGUAUUCUAUCAUCUACUCGAGCCACAUUCGACAAUUUGGAUGGCUUUAAAGGAAAUAAGGAGAAAACAUCACGAAAAUUACAAUGUCAUCCUUCGGAUGAUUUUCUUCAUAAUCUCGGCGUGGGGAUACGUCCUGAUUCUGAGCAACCAGGGAAAACAACACAAACAAUUUUAACAAGUGACAACACAUCAAAUAAAAGCUCAUCGUCGCAAGAAAAAUCUAAUGGUGGAAUCAUUGAUCCUUUGAAUCAAUUGGAUCCUUUAUGGUCCAUUAGAAGAUAAUUAUACAACGCUAGGAAUAUAAAUUCCAUUAUGCAGCUUUAAACGAUUAUUUAAACGAAAUAGGCAUUCCUAUCUUUGUUAAAGUGAUUAAUAAAAAUAUCAAGCUAGACUUUUUCAGACAGCUUGUAUAAAUAAUGUUAUAAUAUGGAAGAUUAAAGAGUAAUCGAUGCAUCUAAAUUAGCCUUGAAAUAAAAGACAUUUAUUCAAGUAUUUGUGUGCUCUAAUCCUUAAGUUUUAACAGUUUUACAAUCUGUUAAGUAUAUAAAAUAAAAAAAAUAUAAAAUACA
This is a messenger RNA of Pogonomyrmex barbatus (red harvester ant), 6167 nucleotides long. RefSeq names its product tyrosine-protein phosphatase non-receptor type protein myopic (gene mop). Gene Ontology annotation, molecular function: protein binding; protein tyrosine phosphatase activity. Gene Ontology annotation, biological process: protein dephosphorylation; protein transport to vacuole involved in ubiquitin-dependent protein catabolic process via the multivesicular body sorting pathway; endocytic recycling. The record is from RefSeq and is a predicted model, not a curated record. Gene Ontology annotation, cellular component: endosome. Lineage: Eukaryota; Metazoa; Arthropoda; Insecta; Hymenoptera; Formicidae.